AUGAAAAGUGCUCUAAUUUCUGAAGAUAAGCGUGCUAUCGAGCUAUGUAUUGAUAUUACUGGUGAUACUAGUAUUCAAAAAGCAGUUGAACAAUUAGAACAAAGAUUGCAUGGAAACGAUCUAAAUUGUUUAAUUAAUAAUGUAGGCAUGACAACAGAAUUAAGAUUUUCGAAUAUUUAUGAAAAAGAUAUGAUGGAAACAUAUCGACAAAAUGUUAUUGGACCAUAG
Molecule: messenger RNA, 228 nt
Organism: Adineta steineri
Lineage: Eukaryota; Metazoa; Rotifera; Eurotatoria; Adinetida; Adinetidae
Source: the annotation of a GenBank genome assembly